This is a messenger RNA of Staurois parvus, 315 nucleotides long. NCBI's taxonomy places the organism in Eukaryota, Metazoa, Chordata, Amphibia, Anura, Ranidae. The record is from the annotation of a GenBank genome assembly.
GCUGAGUGGCUGUUGUUCCCCAGUUGCUUCCACUUUGUUAUAAUCCCACUAACAGUUGAGCGUGGAAUAUUUAGUAGCCAGGAAAUGUCACGGAUGGACUUAUUGCCCAGGUGGCCACCUAUCACGGGACCAUGCUUGGAGUCACUGAGCUCCUGAGAGCGACCCAUUCUUUCACCAAUGUUUGUAGAAGCAGUCUGCAUGCCUAGGGGCUUGAUUGUAUACACCUGUGUCCAUGGAGGGGAUUGGAACACCUGAAUCACAUGAUAUGGGAGGGGAUUGGAACACCUGAAUCACAUGAUAUGGAGGGGAUUGGAA